Messenger RNA from Papaver somniferum (opium poppy), 892 nucleotides. RefSeq lists its product as uncharacterized. The coding region runs from base 150 to 878 and encodes 242 amino acids. The record is from RefSeq and is a predicted model, not a curated record. The transcript is spliced from 2 exons. Lineage: Eukaryota; Viridiplantae; Streptophyta; Magnoliopsida; Ranunculales; Papaveraceae.
UCGAGUAUUCUCUGAUAGCUGAGGAAAAGCAAGGAGAACCAAAUUUAGGAUCUCUUACCUUCUGCAAUCUGGUGGACCAUUUGGAAAGACUAAAUGAAAGGCUCCAUGGGCUCAAUUGCUUUUCAAGCCUGUUCAUAAAGUCAACCGUUAUGAUUUUCUCAUUGCAAAAUGGCAGGGUGGAGAAUAUUGAGAUAUGGGAGGAUCCUUGGUUGGCUGGUAAACAAAGUCAUUUUAUCUUCAAAGAUAUUUGUCAAGUGGAAAAUGAUGUCUCAAGAGUCAAUUUCAUGGUGCAAGUUUCGAAUGGAUGGAACUCAGAGCUUAUAAACAAGCUAGUUCCACGUAACAUUGCUGAGCAGAUUAUGAGUAUCUAUUUCCCAAACUCUGAAGACCAGAUCAAGGACAAAAUUACGUGGCUUCACCAUCCUAAUGGCAGCUUUUCUACAAACUCCUUCCAGAAGAUGAAAAGAAGUAAUCAACUUUCCUCUUGUCAUUAUCAAGUUGACUGCAUCCCUUGGAAGAAAUUGUGGAAAGUUUCUGACAUUGAUCCUAAGGUUCUGAUGUUUAUGUGGAGGAUGUUGCAGGAGGGCCUUGCUCUUGCCACUGGCAUUGGAAGAUUUGUUAAAGACAUAAACAUGGAGUGCAGGCUGUGCAAUAAUGCUUUGGAAACAACUGAUCAUCUGAUGUUGCAUUCCCAAGAUAGUGUUGUUCAGCUCUCCUAUAAAUUUCAGAAGUGCCCAAGAGUUCUUAAAUUAUCAGAAAAUGUGGUAACCAAGUUGCUCACAUUUUGGCUAAUCUGGUUUCUAACAAUUGGCUUCCUUCUGCUCCACUUUGUAAUUGUAUUACGGCUCUGCUUGAAUCAGAGAGUUACUAGUUCCUAGCUUUUAUGUUUUGU